This is a messenger RNA of Physcomitrium patens, 2538 nucleotides long. RefSeq names its product putative metal-nicotianamine transporter YSL6. The record is from RefSeq and is a predicted model, not a curated record. NCBI's taxonomy places the organism in Eukaryota, Viridiplantae, Streptophyta, Bryopsida, Funariales, Funariaceae. Gene Ontology annotation, cellular component: membrane. Gene Ontology annotation, molecular function: oligopeptide transmembrane transporter activity.
UUCCAUUUGAAAGUUUUCAUGAAAUCUGACGCGUAUGAGCUUAUUCGAGCGGGGAUCCUUUCGUCUUCUCAAAGUCUGGUGAAGAAAUUGGCAAUGGCGCGAAAGAAAGAAGUUGAAGGAUACCUGGUACGCCGCCACGGCCACGGAACCCACUACGCCAGCGACUCCACAAGCACUGGCCAUAACGAAGUUCCAGACUCCGACUUGAAGGUGCCGGACAUUACAGUUCCAAAGCUUCACGGCAAAUUUGACGCCUCCGCUGGCGCCGUCAGCUUGGAAGAUGGCUUCAUGUCCCUUGAAGUUCCUCGCUGGCAAGACCAGCUCACCAUGAGGGGUCUCAUGGUAGCGUUUUUCUUGGGGUUCCUGUUUUGCAUCAUCACACACAAGCUCAACCUGACGGUAGGAAUCAUACCCUCGCUGAACAUUUCGGCAGGAUUGUUGGGUUUCUUCUUCAUCAGAAUGUGGACCGCAAUAUCGUCGAAGUGUGGAUUCUUCACCAAACCUUUCACUCGCCAAGAGAACACCGUAAUUCAAACUUGCGUUGUCUCAUGCUACGGGAUUGCUUUCAGUGGCGGAUUUGGCUCUUAUUUGCUUGGAAUGGAUCAGGCGACGCAUGACAAGAUCUCUGCGGCUGGGGCUGGAGAUAUUCCGGGCAAUGAGGAUGUGAAGAACCCAGGUCUUGGUUGGAUGACUGCGUUCGUGUUUGUUGUCAGUUUCGUUGGAAUUUUCUCCAUUGUCAUCCUUCGGAAGAUUAUGAUCAUUGAUUACAGACUUACAUACCCAAGUGGUACUGCAACGGGUAUUCUAAUUAACAGCUUCCACACCCCAGGAGGUGUAGAGAUUGCUAAGACGCAAGUUACGUGUCUAGGCAAGUAUUUUACUUUGAGCUUUGUCUUCUCAGCCUUCAAGUGGUUCUUUAGCGGCAUUGGUGACAGCUGUGGAUUCGACCAAUUUCCAACCUUAGGUUUGAAGGCUUAUCACAACAUGAUGUACUUCGACUUCAGCAUGACCUACAUCGGAGCAGGCAUCAUAUGCCCCCAUAUCGUGAACGUCUCCGUCCUUCUUGGCGCAAUCCUUUCAUGGUGCCUGUUGUGGCCACUGAUCGCAAGUUAUGAAGGUAUUUGGUACCCUGCUGGUCUUGGAUCCAGCAACUUCAAAGGUCUCUACGGCUACAAGGUCUUCAUUGCCAUUGCCGUCAUUCUGGGUGAUGGACUAUACAAUUUUAUUGUAAUCUUGUACAAAUCCGGCAAAGAGUUACACGCCCACUAUGCUUCUCAUAAUCAACUCCCAGUUUCUAAUGCUGAGAUUCUGGACCCCAUCGACAGAGACCACGCCCGUCGAAGCGAAAUCUUCAUGAAAGAAGGGAUCCCGCCCUGGGUGGCUUUCACAGGUUACGUAAUUCUAGCUUCUGUAUCAGUGAUCGUCAUCCCCCAUAUUUUCAAUCCUGUGAAGUGGUAUUUCGUCCUCAUCUGCUACAUCUUUGCCCCCAUCUUGGCCUUCUGCAACGCGUAUGGGUGCGGCCUCACGGACUGGAGCUUGGCCUCCACUUAUGGUAAACUGGCGCUAUUCAUCUUCGGCGCCUGGGCUGGCACCAAUGGUGGAGUAUUGGUGGGUCUCGCAGUGUGCGGUGUGAUGAUGUCGAUUGUUUCUACUGCCUCGGAUUUGAUCCAGGACUUCAAGACUGGAUACCUGACCCUGUCCUCGCCGCGGUCAAUGUUUGUCAGUCAACUGAUCGGAUGUGCCAUGGGGUGUGUCUUGGCGCCUCUAACCUUCUGGCUCUUCUGGACUGCUUUCCCUAUUGGUGAUCCCGACGGCCUCUACAAGGCCCCAUAUGCCAUUGUAUAUAGGUCGAUGGCGUUGAUAGGUGUGGAAGGCUUCAGUGCUCUCCCAGGCCACUGCCUAGAGAUAUGUUAUGUCAUGUUUGCUGCGGCGGUUGUGAUCAACAUCCUUCGCGACACUCUUCCGAAAAGGAUCUCUAAGUGGAUCCCCAUUCCUAUGGCCAUGGCCAUUCCUUUCUACAUUGGUGGCUACUUCGCCAUCGACAUGUUUGUCGGCUCCAUCAUUCGAUUCGUAUAUGAGAAGAUAGACAAGCCAAAGUCGGACAUUAUGACCCCUGCCAUUGCAGCUGGACUUAUUUGUGGAGACGGUGUGUGGACCAUCCCGUCGGCUAUUCUUGCUUUGAGCAAGAUCAACCCUCCCCUCUGUAUGUAUUUUUAUAAGGCUACUGAUCCUCUGGCUGCAGUGGCCUAUUAGGUUAUAAUAGAUGAUCUAUGCAGCCCUAGUUCAACAGGCAGAAUUAUUAGUUUUAGGACAUUCACAAAUUCAUGAUAACAGGAGAUCAAUUUUGAUGCCUGUAAAUAUCAAUAGCAGCAUCUGCAGUCACAUGUGUAGAAAGAAGGAUGCUUAACAAGCUACGUGGACAUGUGCUUUGUUGCGUUGUAUGGCAACGACUCAACAUGCUCAUGCUUAAAUUUGGUUUCCUGUUCUUUGGAAAAAAAAUUCAGCAAGUUCGAACCUGAGUACUGGAUUUGCUUGAAA